ACUUGUUCAUUUUAUCUCAACCUACUCAGAUAUAGUUUAAUUCUGAAAGACUUCAAAAUUGUUGAAAAAUUAAUGGGACAACGUUUGGAUGCAUCAAUUGUUAUCGAUGAGGAAGAACAAAUUGGGGAAAAUGCAUCCCAGGAAGAAACAAACAAAAUCGUAGUGAAAUUGAAGGAUUUGGAAGCAGAAAAUGAAGUAUUCUUCAAGAUUGAGACUGACAUUCCUCUUCGUUGGGUAAUGUUUAGAUACUGCGAUAAUGCAAAAGUGGAUUUCCAGAGCACUAGAUUUGAGUUUAAUGGUGCUAAAUUACGGGAAACGGAUACUCCCUUUCAACUUGGCAUGCGUCUCAAUGAUGUCAUUGAUGUCUCCUCUUCUUCUGUUGAUGGGAGUAGUUCUGCUGGACAUUAUGUAACUCUUUGCAUCCGCAUGCAUAAGGAGAAAGACAUAUUUUAUAGAGUGAGACGCUGUGCGCCUCUACUGCCGCAGUUUUUGCAAUGUUUACCUAGUGUUGCACUUCAAGAAGAUCGCUUUUUAAGCUUUGCUUACGAAGGAUUAAAGUUGCAUCAGUUUCAUACUGCUGAUCAACUAGAUAUGCGGGAUGGUGAUGUAGUUGAUGGCUUUGAUUUUAACAAAAUGAGAUCUUCAUUGAGUACAAAUACGCCACUUCUUAAUCUUAAGGUGGUGAAUCAAAGUACUGGUUUUAAGGCCGACUUCACAGUUUCUCAAAACACACUUUUGUGUAGGCUGAUGGAUAUAUUCUGCCAGGCCGAGGAUGUCACAGGCUUGAAAUUUUUUGGCCCAACAGGAAGAACGCUUUCUGCUCAUAAAACGGUGCAUGAGGAACUACUGAAGCAUGGUGAUACAAUUUCUGCCGUGCUACUUCUAAGGGAAAAUUAACCUUUUCUGGUGGAUGGAUUCUGCACUGUAUAUAUUGAUUGCAGUUCUAGUGAAAGCAAGAAUUACUCUUAUAAGAAAAUCUGGCUGUUAGUACUUUUCAGGCCGGCACUUUCUCGGACCUGCCAUCAGGCGAAAUCAGGCCGUCAAGUGGAGGUUCGGUCUGUUGAACACCAGUACACCACUGUCCACUACCUUUUUCUUUUGGUUGUGUGCUGUUUCUUCUUUUGGUGUGCUAUAGCUUUUAUUCUGAACUCAAACUUUAUUUAUAUAGUUCGUUUUGACCUACAUCUUUACAUGGUUCAAUAGUUGUCAUAUAUUUAUACUUCUAUAAACUUGCUAAUGGCAUGUAUUUUCCCCACUCCAAUUAAUAUUCGCACUCCGUUUUGUGAUCGAGGCAUAAAAAACUUUGCAUUAAUGGCGCGUGGGAUGUUUACACAAAUGAGAUUUGGAAGUUCAGUGAGCUGUUUGAAAGUUCAGAGUUCGUGUUGUGCUAAAGAAAGUGUUGAGAAUUGUAAUUCCGUUCAUAAAUUGUUUAAUGAGGCGGUCUUAGUAUGAGACAUCAUACACGAGUUAAAUAACCUAACUUAUACAACUUAUGAGAACAUGAAUUCUUUGUUUUGAGGUUGUUUCUUUCAUCAGACUACAGCUUCGGAUGGAGUCAGGCUGCCUAAACCUAACCAGAGAUAGGUCGUGUCUCGUACUUGAUCAACUCUAGUAUAUACCAUCUCAAUUCUCAAGUACUUACGGCUGACUGCUGAUA
Molecule: messenger RNA, 1657 nt
Organism: Amaranthus tricolor (Joseph's coat)
Lineage: Eukaryota; Viridiplantae; Streptophyta; Magnoliopsida; Caryophyllales; Amaranthaceae
Exons: 3
Coding region: 73-897 (274 amino acids)
Biological process (GO): protein sumoylation
Cellular component (GO): nucleus
Molecular function (GO): protein tag activity; ubiquitin-like protein ligase binding
Source: RefSeq, a predicted model, not a curated record